GAACACCAGCGGCUGCAGCGGCGGAAGAGCCAGGCCAAGCGAAGGGCUCCGUCCCCGAAGGAGCCCGACCCGGAGCCCGACCCGGAGCCGGAACCAGAGCCGGAGCCGGAGCCGGAGCCGGAGGUGCCCGCUGUGCCAGACAGCGCCCCUGGGGCAGCCCCCGCGCCCCCCACCCCCGAGCCAAAGGCGGAGCCCUAUGCCGGCAGCCUGGCCGACCACGAGUACACGGCCCGGCCCAGCGUCUUCGGCAUGGCCCAGCUCAGCCGCGGCACCACCCCCAUGGCCCCCGGCGUCUUCCUGUCCCAGCGCCGCCCCUCCGCCGGCGCCCCCGGCACCCCGCCCGCUCAGGGAAAGCGCCCCAAGAAGGGCCUGGCCACGGCUAAGCAGCGGCUCGGCCGCAUCCUCAAGAUCCAUCGCAACGGGAAGCUGCUUCUCUGAGCCCCAUGGAGCCGGGGGGGGCAGCAUGGACCGCCGCCCCCCCCACCCCGUGACUGCACCCCCCCAUGGACCUGCACAGGGGAGGGGCUUGCCUGGCACCUCCACCGAUUGGCUGCUGUGUCCUGGUAGCCCUACCCCCAGCCCCCCAGUGCUCCUUCCCUCUUUGGGUCUGAUUGGUCUCUUCUGCCCCGUUGGGGGGGCUCUUCCGAGCCUGGAUUGAGUGGCCCCCCCACCAGCGGGGAUCCAGACUUCAGCCUGUUCCCCUGCCCCGAUUUUUGGGGUACCCCGGCCCCCCUUUCCCACGGUAGGACCGGCCCAGGGAGGGAGGUGGCUGGGGGACCCUGAGCCCAGACAGUGACCCCCCCGAUGGUGGGGCACACGGGGGCAGCGGGCAGGGGGCUGUGGUAGAGGGUCCCUGUUCUGCCCCCCAGUCUAGGGGUCCGGGGCUCCCCCAUGGCCGUGGGGGUUCAGGCCGGGCCGGAGCUCGCGCCAGACGUUUUAUAUCCAGGGUUAGAAUAAAAAUCUGUCGGUUCCA
This is a messenger RNA of Terrapene triunguis (Three-toed box turtle), 973 nucleotides long. RefSeq names its product histone lysine demethylase PHF8-like. Lineage: Eukaryota; Metazoa; Chordata; Testudines; Emydidae. The annotation marks the transcript as partial. The transcript has 2 exons. The record is from RefSeq and is a predicted model, not a curated record.